GCAGCACUGACUGAAGAGGUGGCCAUGAAUGUAACACCCACAAUAACUCAGCAAAGUAACUGGACAGAUAACAAAAUAGAAGCUGACUACACAGAAGGACCAAUAGCCUUGAAGUUCUCACAUCCUUGCGUGGAAGACCACCACAGUUACUGCAUCAAUGGUGUUUGUGCUUUCCACCAUGAGUUGAAGAAAGCCAUCUGCAGGUGUUUUACUGGUUAUACUGGAGAAAGGUGUGAGCAUUUGACCUUAACUUCAUAUGCUGUGGAUUCUCAUGAAAAAUACAUCGCAAUUGGGAUUGGUGUUGGAUUAUUAUUAAGUGGUUUUCUUUCUAUUUUUUACUGCUACAUAAGAAAGAGGUGUCUAAAACUGAAAUCACCUUACAACAUCUGUUCCGGUGGAAGUCCACUGUGAGGCCUUUGAACGAAAUUUUCAUGAGGUUUUGUAAAAAUCAGUCGGCCCACAAUUGAAACUUUCAAAUGAAACAACAAAACUUCCCAAGCUGACUAGACUUGUUAAAUAAUGGAAGCUGGGAUCAUGAUGAAAUGAGAGAACACAUUUCAACACUGGUCUUUAAACUUUGCCUUCACUGGGGUGCCAUGGGAGCCAAUGGAACAAUCUUACAGCGACAGAAGUUCAUAAUACUACUCUGGAUCUGUUGCUCUUGUUGUGUGAUUAUUGUUCUCACCACAGAGAGACUGAAUUUCGUACUUCUGACCAUGUCAGACGUGAGUUUUCACAGGAAUAAUUAUCAACCUUGCAGCAAGCCAAAGCAAUGUUAUGCUUGGGUUCUUCGUGUACUCACUACCAGUAUUUUGGACCACUGCUCUAUGGAUCUAACCUCAAACCGGCUGCUUUCAUGGUGGCUAUAAGCACGUGAUUUCAACGAUUAGGAUGAUAUCAGUGUUAUGGCCCCUUCAGUGAACCAAACAUGUGCCUGGAGUCUAAGCCAGGGACAAGGAAAUGGGAUAUCCAAAGCAGACAUACAUCAUACUCAGCUUGUGACAACACUGUGGAGCUUUUACCUGUGAAAUAUGGAAUAAGCUAAAUGUUUCUGAUGACUGAAAGCUAUCUGGAUAUGGAGCCCUGAGUUGGCAAAACAUUUCUGUUUCUGAAUGGAUUAUAAAAUGUUGUGUUGGAUCCACUGGUCUCCUAAUGCUUAUAUGUGCACCACUUCCUUCUAUUGUUAGUGGAAUUACCUGGUGACUAUCCAUUUGGACUGAAAUUCUACUAUAAAAUUCUACAAUUGGCCCUGAAAGAGAAACUGAAGAAUGAGACACAGGAAUUUUUUCAGCAUGUGGAAACUUUUCAGCAUGUGGAAACUUUCUUUACCAUUUCUGUAUACUUGAUAGCAGAUUUGCACAUAGAGAGAGAAAAUGGAACAAUCAUAGAAAUAACUAUUUGGGAAUUAGGUUCCUUCCUCUUUAACCAUAUUUCUUCUAUGUAAUUAGAAUAAUCUUGGGCAGGACCCUUAAUUUCUUUGGGCUUUGGCUUCUAUUUCUACAAGGCCCUUCCUUCUAGCUCUAUUUGACAGUGGGAGAAGAAAGAAAUUUUUUCAUAUCUGUGCUGCAAGUGGGAUUAUUCUUAACCUCACCUCUAAACCCAUAACACAC
This is a messenger RNA of Rhinolophus ferrumequinum (greater horseshoe bat), 1610 nucleotides long. RefSeq names its product epithelial mitogen (gene EPGN). Bases 25 to 411 code for a protein of 128 amino acids. Gene Ontology annotation, biological process: positive regulation of cell population proliferation; epidermal growth factor receptor signaling pathway; positive regulation of mitotic nuclear division. The transcript has 4 exons. The record is from RefSeq and is a predicted model, not a curated record. Lineage: Eukaryota; Metazoa; Chordata; Mammalia; Chiroptera; Rhinolophidae.